Xylona heveae TC161 is the source of this 1813-nucleotide messenger RNA. Its product is annotated as aromatic aminoacid transaminase. NCBI's taxonomy places the organism in Eukaryota, Fungi, Ascomycota, Xylonomycetes, Xylonales, Xylonaceae. The coding region runs from base 24 to 1586 and encodes 520 amino acids. The transcript has a single exon. Gene Ontology annotation, biological process: L-tyrosine biosynthetic process; aromatic amino acid catabolic process. Gene Ontology annotation, molecular function: aromatic-amino-acid:2-oxoglutarate transaminase activity; pyridoxal phosphate binding; L-2-aminoadipate:2-oxoglutarate transaminase activity. The record is from RefSeq and is a predicted model, not a curated record.
UCUUCUUAUAUUUUCUUGCCGUCAUGCCCCGCUUGGGAACUGGAGAUGUCGAGUCACUUCGUGCUCAUUCCGUUCCGAUUCCAUCAAAUAUCGACCCAUGUGCCUCUUCCGACUGGUUCAAAUCAGCACAUGCAAAGUCUAGACCAACCUCCAAAGAUUUGAGUCAUCACUUCAGUAUUGAAAGCCGCUCGCUCGUUGGUUCGGCAAUAAAAGCAUUCGCCAACCAACAUAAAACCAGCAAAAUCAUAGCUCUUGGGGAGGGGAGACCGGUACCGGAGUAUUAUCCUUGGGAACAUCUUUCAUUCCGGGGUAUAUCAUCGUCGCUGAACAAUAUUGAAGCCGGAAGCAAGGAUGAAGGAGCAUUGCAGAGUGUGGCAAAGCAAGGCGACUCGUACAACAUUUCUUCUGCUUUAAAUUACGGUCACGCAGUAGGCUCAUCAUACCUUGUACGUUUCCUAACGGAACAUGUGGAAAUGGUGCAUGAUCCGCCAUACGCAGAUUGGAAAGUUUGCCUCAGUUGUGGAUCAACAUCUGCACUGGAGUUGGCGCUGCGUAUCUUUUGCAACAGAGGCGAUACAGUUCUGACCGAGCAAUACACUUACUCUACGGCCAUUGAGGCCGCUACUCUGGUCGGAUUACGUGUACAGGGAGUCAGCAUGGAUCCCGAGGGACUUCGACCGGACUGCUUGGAUGAAAUUCUUCGAACUUGGGAUCCCUCACGAGGACCGAAACCGAGACUCUUAUACUCGAUCCCUACUGGACAGAACCCGACAGGCACAACGCAGUCGGCAGGAAGAAGACAAGCAAUUUAUCAAUUAGCAGAGGAACAUGAUUUAAUAAUCGUGGAAGAUGAUCCGUAUUAUUAUCUUCAACUGGGCCCAUACCUUGACCGACCAUCGACACGUGAUAACACGGAGGAAUUAAAGCUUGAUGAAACAUUCAUCAAUCCAAGUCAAGUGCCAUCAUACUUGUCGAUCGACCGGUCUGGCCGUGUCGUUCGCCUUGAUUCGACGUCCAAGAUACUUGCCCCUGGACUUCGCACUGGCUGGGUCACGGCAAGCAGCGCGAUCAUUGAGAAAUUUGUGUGCUACAAUGAUGUCUGCGUCGGAGGGGUAAAUGGUCCAUCGCAGCUUAUGCUAUGGACACUACUGGAUAGGAGCUGGGGGCAUUCCGGCUUCCUCACAUGGCUCGAAAAUCUCUCCAAAGACUACUGUUCUCGUCGGAAUAUAAUCUUACAAGCCUGUGACCGCUAUUUUCCAAAAGACAUUUGUCACUGGACGCCGCCAGAGUUCGGCAUGUUCCUAUGGAUAAAUUUAGAUUUAGCCAAACAUCCGGUACAUCGAUCGGCAACAUCGUUAGGCGGUGACCAUUCCCAGCAAGCGGAAAUUGAGGAACGAAUACAGUCAAAUGCACUGAAAAAUGGCGUCAAAGUUGCUAAGGGGUCCUUAUUUUCUGCGGACAGACGUUACGACGGCAAACUUCAGUUCCGUAUCACAUACGCAGCUGCUUCAAAAGGCGACUUGGAUGAAGGCGUUCGAGGCUUGUCAAAUGCCAUACGGAAAGAGUUCUCACUUUCACCUAUUUGAACAGGAGAGAGGAAUUGUCGCUUCUAGUAUAGAUACAUGGAUAAGAUGGAUGUAGCUAGGUUAGCUGAAUUAUUCAAGCCUACCAACCCCUUUGGGUAUCUGCAUUUUAACAACCAACCGAGAGCGAAGCACAAACAAGGCAAAUUAGCAGGCAAGGAGACAAGGCAUAGAAAAGACGCCCUGCCUCAUGGCACCGUGCAUGACCUCGCCAAUUCUGAUGCAAGGGG